Linum trigynum is the source of this 3486-nucleotide messenger RNA. NCBI's taxonomy places the organism in Eukaryota, Viridiplantae, Streptophyta, Magnoliopsida, Malpighiales, Linaceae. The record is from the annotation of a GenBank genome assembly.
AUGGCCGAGUCAAAUUCAGUUGACGUUAUUCUAGACUUCUUGCGGAGAAACCGGUUCACUAGAGCCGAGGCAGCUUUGCGGAGUGAGCUUGGCAAUCACCCUGAUCUGAAUGGAUUCUUUCAGAAACUUUCUCUUGAAGACAAGGAGUCAGGGGAAGCUCUAGAAGAACGUAAAGGGAGCAAACCAUCAGCCAACUUUCCGAGCUCUGGUUCCCGAGAUAGUCGUGAGGUUUCUAAAGAACUUAUAGUUAAAGAAAUCGAGUGCAGUACUGACAGAAAAGGAUCUGAGGGUAGCUGGGAAGCUUCUGCCUCAACUGAUGAUCGAAAUGCGAACCCCAGCGAAACAAUUGGUGGAAUAGAUUCUGGGGAUACUGUCAUUGAUUUAUAUUCUUGGAAGUCUACUCCUAACAAUGGUCUUAACGUCUAUCAGAAUGAUAGAUCUAGUACAAGAAAUUUCUCUGGUAGAACAACAGAGCAAAGAUCUAGAGAGGAGGUUCCCUUCUCAAGUGCGAAGAAAAGUGCAUCGCAGGUUAGCAGUACUGGUGCUGCCAUCCCUGAUUCUAACAAUAGCAAAAUUCAGACAAGUGAACCUAUUGAGUUUGGUCAGCAAGUUAAGACUACUGUGUCAUAUCCUGCUGAGAACCCAUGGGCAAGAGCUGAGGUGCCUACAAGCUCUUCAGUGGACAUAUGGAAGGAUUGUUCUGUGAAGACUGUCUUGCCAUUCUCCAAGCUUGACGAAUCCACUAGCUAUGAACCUACUGCUAACACUUCAGAUAAGAAGGAAGGUAAAAAGAAAGCUGAUACAGCUGAUGUAAGGGCUUCCAUCAAAGAACAGGUUGAUGAAAUUGGCAGAGCUUUAUAUCUUGGUAAGUCACAUGCGAGUGCUGAACCAAAGAAGUUUAGUACUUCUGGGUUUGCUCUUGCAUCUGAUAGUUCCAGGGAAGAGUUUCCAAGGCUUCCACCUGUUAGACUUAAGUCAGAAGACAAAUUAUUGAAUGUCAACUGGCAGGAGAAGUUUGAGCGUGAUAAGCCAGGGGCAAAAAUUAGCAGUGCUGAUAGUUCCUUCCUUAUUGGGUCAUAUCUUGACGUUCCUAUCGGGCAGGAAAUCAACUCUUCAGCUGAUGAUUCAGGUGGAAAAAGAAUUGCAGGAGGCAGCUGGCUCUCCGUGAGUCAGGGAAUUGCAGAGGACACUUCUGACCUUGUUUCUGGUUUUGCUACAGUGGGCGAUGGAUUGAGCGAGUCUAUUGACUAUCCAAAUGAAUAUUGGGAUUCUGAUGAAUAUGAUGACGACGACGAUGUUGGUUACAUGAGGCAACCUAUAGAGGACGAGGCUUGGUUUCUGGCUCAUGAAAUUGAUUAUCCUAGUGACAAUGAGAAGGGGACGGGACAUGGGAGUGUUCCAGAUCCUCCAGAAAGAGGUCCAACAAAAGAUGAUGAUGAUGAUCAGUCCUUUGCUGAGGAAGACUCUUACUUCUCUGGGGAGCGGUACUUCCAGUCAAAAAACGAUGAGCCUGUCACAGCUUCCGAUGAUCCCAUCGGACUGUCAGUGACUGAAAUUUAUGGAAGAACUCAUGAGAAUGACUUGAUGGCACAGUAUGAUGGACAACUGUUGGAUGAAGAAGAGUUAACUUUGAUGCGCGGUGAACCUGUGUGGCAGGGGUUUGUCACUCAGACUAAUGAAUUGGUUUUGCUAGGGGAUGGGAAAGUACUCAAUGACUCUGGAAGGGCACGCUUGGAUGAUGUUUGUAUGGAUGAUGAUCAACUUGGAUCGGUUCGAUCAAUUGGUGUGGGCAUUAACAGCGAUGCUGCUGAUUUUGGGAGUGAAAUGCGCGAAAGCAUGAUUGGUGGUAGCAGUGAAGGGGAUCUGGAGUACCUUCGUGAUAAUGAUAUUGGGGCUGGGGGUUAUAGACCUAGUCAUCAAGAUUCAGAGAAGUCAUAUGUUGAUAAACAAAGCAAGGAUAGAAAGAGGGCCAGCAAACAAGAUUCAGGUAACUUUGGCAAUGAAAAUGUCACUUCUACUCAUCUCAAAUCUCACAUAGAUGGAGGAUUCUCAUUUCCUCCACCAUUGAGGGAUGACCAAGCUGCCCAGGCAGGGUCUAGCAAGUGGUCAAACAAGUCUGAUGCUGUUAUGGUUGAUGAAACCAAUGACCAUUUGGAGGCUUUGACGGUGCAUGAUGACAUGCUUGCUGGGUGGAAGCAGAAAAGUAGUGGGUCUUCAACAGCCAAAAGUUCUAGAGAAGGAUAUAAUGCUCAUGCUAUUGGCUCCGGAGACUCAACUCCUUCUACGGUUUCAAAUUACGGGUAUGCCGAACAAGAGCGAUCUAAGAAAGAGGACGACGAAAAGGUUAAUGGUGUGAUGGAAGAAGAACCUGGGGUAUCAGUUGAGGAUGAAGAGGCAGUUGCUGUUCAAGAGCAAGUGAGACAAAUCAAAGCUCAGGAGGAAGAAUUUGAAACUUUCAACCUAAAGAUUGUGCAUAGGAAAAACAGGACUGGCUUCGAGGAGGACAAGAACUUCCAUGUAGUUUUGAAUUCUGUACUAGCUGGGCGUUAUCAUGUCACUGAGUAUCUUGGGUCAGCAGCCUUCAGUAAAGCCAUUCAGGCGCAUGAUUUGCAUACAGGCAUGGAUGUUUGUGUGAAAAUCAUUAAAAACAACAAGGACUUCUUUGAUCAGAGCCUUGAUGAGAUAAAGCUUCUGAAGUAUGUGAACAAGCAUGAUCCAGCUGACAAGUAUCACCUUCUCAGAUUAUAUGAUUACUUCUAUUACCGGGAACAUUUGUUGAUUGUAUGUGAACUCCUCAAGGCAAACUUGUAUGAAUUCCAUAAGUUCAACAGAGAAUCUGGAGGGGAAGUCUAUUUCACAAUGCCCAGAUUGCAGUCCAUUACAAUCCAGUGUUUGGAAGCACUUCAAUUCCUGCAUGGUCUUGGCCUUAUUCACUGUGAUUUAAAGCCUGAGAAUAUAUUAGUGAAAAGCUACAGUAGAUGCGAGGUCAAAGUCAUUGAUCUUGGAAGUAGCUGUUUUGAGACAGAUCACCUGUGCUCCUAUGUCCAAUCUAGAUCAUACCGUGCACCAGAGGUCAUCCUAGGCCUUCCAUAUGAUAAGAAGAUAGACAUUUGGUCACUUGGCUGUAUCUUGGCAGAGCUUUGUACUGGCAAUGUUCUCUUCCAAAAUGACUCACCGGCAACUCUACUGGCCAGAGUUAUUGGAAUUAUUGGUCCCAUCGAUCAAGAGAUGUUAGCUAAAGGGCGAGAUACAUACAAGUACUUCACCAAAAAUCACAUGCUUUAUGAACGGAAUCAGGAAACAAACCGACUAGAGUACCUGGUAUCAAAGAAAACAUCGUUGAGGCACCGAUUACCAAUGGGAGACCAAGGUUUCAUUGAUUUUGUUGGGCAUUUACUUGAAGUAAACCCAAGGAAGCGUCCUUCUGCAUUAGAGGCUCUGAAGCACCCAUGGCUAUCAUUCCCUUACGAACCCAUAUCAGCCUAA